AUGGAGCCUCUCGCCAUUAUCGGUAUGGCCUCUCGGUUCCCCCAGGAGGGGGACAACAACGAGAACUUUUGGAAGAUGCUCAUGACUGGCCGAUCUGCCAUGACCCCAUUUCCAAAGAAUAGAUUUGACAUGGACGGGCAUUACCACCCAGAUGUUGAACACGGAGGAACGUUUCACGUGAAAGGCGGCCAUUUCAUGAAGGGCAAUCCUUCGGACUUUGAUAAUCAGUUCUUUUCAAUUCCCAAAGGCGAGGUGAUGUCUCUGGAUCCUCAGCAGCGUCUAAUUAUGGAGAAUGUUUACCAAGCUCUGGAGAAUGCUGGCAUUCCGAUGGAUCGAGCGGUAGGGUCGAAUACUUCAGUAUUCAGUAGUGGUUUUAAUCAUGACUAUCUUCAGCUGUUGAACAGCGAUCCAGAGAUUAAACUAAAGUAUAAGCCCAUGGGGACUAGUAAUUCAAUCAUUUCCGGCCGUGUCAGCUGGUUCUUCGACUUCAAAGGCCCAAGUCUUACUGUCGAUACGGCAUGCUCUAGUUCUAUGGUUGCCUUCCAUCUGGGGGCUCAAAGCUUAAGAAAUUACGAGUCUGAAAUGUCCGUCAUCUGUGGUGUUAAUGUAUUCACCUACCCCACAGAUUGGUUUGGCAUGGACCACCACGGAUUCCUCGCUGGUGAUGGAAAGUCUUACAGCUUCGAUCAUCGUGCCAGUGGGUACUCCCGAGGAGAGGGCGUUGGAACAAUUAUCCUAAAACGCCUUUCUACGGCUCUCCGAGAUGGAGACACUAUCAGAGCGGUUUGCUUAGCAAGCGGCCUGAAUCAAGAUGGACGAACACCCGGUAUCACGCUACCUAGCGGGCCCGCGCAGGAGCAAAUGAUACGUGAGGUAUACAAACGAGGAGGGUUAGACAUAGGAAAAACUGCCUAUGUGGAAGCCCAUGCUACGGGAACUGCAGCUGGAGAUCCAAUAGAAGCGCGAGCGAUUGCGAACACCUUCGGUACUGCUGAUCGAGAAUCGCCAUUAAUAGUAGGAGCUGUUAAAUCAGCCAUUGGGCACACAGAAGGAGCUUCAGGCCUAGCUGGCAUUAUCAAAUCUGUGAUGGUGCUGGAAUCAGGGAUGAUUCCUCCAAACGCAAACUUUGAGAAGGCGAACCCAAAAAUUCCCAUUGACAAAUGGAGAAUCAGGCUGCCACUGCAGCCUACACCAUGGCCCGCACCCGGUAUGAGACAGCUUUCUAUAAAUUCCUUCGGCUUCUCAGGUACAAACGGCCACGUUGUUCUUGUUGAUGCUCUUCAUUACUUAGAACAAAACAAAUUGUCUGGAUUUCACAAAACUUUACCUUAUCCGGAUACCGCUCACAACGGCCAUACUAAUGGCGAAAGCGCGAGCAAAAGCGCAACGAAUGGCCACACUCAAACCAACGGGCAUACCCACACCAACGGUGACUCUACAACAGCUCGUCCUCCAUUGGUUUUUGCAUUCUCAUCGUUUGAUGAGCAAGGUGUCCAAAGAAAUGCUAGUGCUUUGGCUAAUUAUCUGAAAGAUCUGCUUUCAGAUCCUCUAAGUAAUGCAAAGGAGUACAUGAAUGAUCUGGCAUAUACCUUGGCAGCAAAGCGUACUACUUUCCAGUGGCGGUCCUACUACCUUUCAAAUAGCUUGGGUGAUCUAGCUCAGAAGCUAGCCACAGAUUCAUCUCUUCUAAAGCCAGUCCGGACGAGGGGUGUUCCCAACAUUGGUUUUGUAUUUACUGGCCAAGGAGCUCAGUGGUACGCUAUGGGACGUGAGCUGUUAGUCUUUUCUACUUUCAAGGAAAGCCUAGAAAGCGCUUCUCGUUAUAUGCAGGAGCUGGGUAGUCCCUGGUCUCUAUAUGAGGAACUUCUCAAAGAUCAAGCUGAUUCUCAAAUCGACAAACCACAAUUGGCUCACCCGUCCUGCACUGCAAUUCAAGUUGCUCUUGUCGACUUACUCUCUUCUUGGAACUUGCGGCCUACACGCGUAGUCGGUCAUUCGUCCGGCGAAAUUGCAGCUGCGUACUGUUCAGGAAAGAUUUCAAGGCAGACAGCUUGGAAAGUGGCUUACUACCGAGGUUACGUCUCUGGUCGCGUUUCAAGCAGUGGAUCAAUGCUUGCAGUUGGUUUGCCAGCUGCAAGCUUAGAUGAGUAUCUUCAAAAGGUCAACUCUCAAUUGCCCGGUGAAUUAACUGUGGCUUGUUACAAUAGCCCCAAAAACCAUACUAUAUCCGGAGAUACGAUGAAAAUUGAUGAGCUGAAAAGGAUUCUUGACGAAAAAGAGAUUUUCGCCAGGAAACUUAAAGUCAAAACUGCGUAUCAUUCAUCGCAUAUGAAAGGUGUAGCAGGCGAAUAUUUGCGACUGUUAGGAGAUAUGGAAAAGCCAUCAGAUAUCCAAUUCUCUGCAGACAUGUAUUCAAGCGUCACUGGUAGUCGUAUCGAGGGCGAUCUUACAUCGCAAUAUUGGGUUGACAACCUGAUUUCACCCGUACGCUUCACAGAUGCAUUGCUCAAGAUGUCUUCAGAGAGCUCUUCCAAAAGCUCUAUGCGAGUCAACACGAGCAACAGUGCAAUUCAAGAAAUCGUCGAAGUUGGUCCUCAUUCAGCUCUCCGUAGCGCCAUCAAGGAAACUCUUACUAGCCAUUUCAAUGACAAUCAGCUCAUUGGAUAUCACGCGGUUCUAGAUCGCAACACCCCGGGUGUUGACACUCUUCUGACGUCUGUUGGAAACUUGUUCGCACGUGGCAGCGUGGUUGAUCUUAGCCUUGUGAACCAGGCAUCGCCAUCUCAUUCAAACAAGCAAUCGCCAACAAUGCUCGUUAAUUUGCCUCCUUACGUUUUUAACCAUAGUCAAAGUACGUGGUAUGAGAGUCGGCUGAGUCGUAACUAUCGCUUUCGCAAAUAUCCACGCCAUGAUCUAUUCGGGGCUCCAGUUCCCGAUUGGAAUCCAGAAGAGCCAGUUUGGCGCAACUUUGUACGAAUCUCUGAGCAGCCUUGGUUAAGAGACCAUGUGGUCACAGGCAGUAUUGUCUACCCUGGCGUGGGAUAUAUUAUUAUGGCUAUUGAAGCUUCGAAACAAAUCGCUUCGCCGGAUCUUAAGCUACUCGGGUUUCACCUCAAAGAUAUUUCAAUCAAAAGUGCUCUUAUUGUUCCCGAUAAUAAAGAAGGGGUCGAAGUUAAAUUUUCCAUGGUCGGCAUGGAUGAAUCCAGUCUCGAAAAAUCCAAAUCGUGGAGAAAGUUUACUGUAACAAGCUAUAACAGCAUAGCAGAUGACUGGGUAGAGCAUUGCACGGGCUAUAUCCAGACUCAGUACGAAUUCUUGCCUGGCCCGAUCGAUGAGGGACUUGAAGAAGCUUCAGAAGUCCAGGCCUCUAAGAAGAUGCUUCAAGACAGCAUUGCACGAUGCACUACACCUACAAGCAUCAACUAUGAUAACCUAGAUACCAUUGGGCUACACUUUGGACCUCUGUUUCAGAAUUUGUCUGAAGUUGUUGUAAACAAGGGUCAAGGUGAGGUGUCUUCAUUUAUCACUGUUCCAGACGUCGCCAAAAUUAUGCCCAAGAAUUUCGUUCAUCCCCAUAUGAUUCAUCCAUCUACAAUGGACAGCAUGAUGCAUCUCUUCAUUGCUGGCGUUCUUGAUAUAACCGACAAAACUACCUUGGAGUCUCCUAUGGUUCCAACCUUCAUCAAGGAAGUCCGUAUCUCUGCCAAGACAGAAAGCACUGCAGGCCACAAAUUCAGAGGAUUUGGAGUCUCAAAAUUCACCGGAUUCCAAAAAUUCCAUAGCGAUAUCACAAUUUGGGACGAGAAGACGAAUGAAGAAAGAAUUGCUGUCAGAGGCUGGUCUGGUAAAUCUCUAGGGUCAGAAAUAUCUGCAGCCGAGGCCAAAAAGAUGUGUCACGUUGUAGAAUGGAUGCCAGAUCUCAAUUUGGUUAAACAGCCCAAGCUCAAGGCAGCGCUUGCUUCAGAUCAAGAGAACGAGGAAUAUCGACAAAAUAUCAGAAAGCUGCAACUGGCCUCGAUUUUAUUCGUAACUCUGGCUCUGGAAGACCUGAAAGGCUACCCGAUCAGCAAUUAUGAAGGUCAUUUCAAAAAUUAUUACGAGUGGUGCGUUAAAGUUCGGGACGACUUACACCAAAAUUUGUUGCCUCACCUCGACUUUGACGAAUGGAAGCAAUAUAUGGACAAUGAGCCGCUAAGAGAAAAGCUUUUUGGCGACAUUAUGAAUAGCGCAGAUGGCAGACUCUUGGUUAGAAUGGGGAAAAAUUUGGCGCCUGUUAUGAAGAAGGAAGUCGAUCCUCUACAAUUGAUGUUCGGUCAAGAUAAUAUUCUCGAUGAACUAUACAGGAACAUGGUUGAGUCAGGAAACUUACCUAAUCUUUUGGCAGCUUAUCUUGAAAUUGUCCAUCAUAACAACGUCAAUCUCAAUAUUAUGGAAAUUGGAGCUGGCACUGGUUCACUCUCUGCCCCAGUUUUGGAGGCUUUAGGUCCAGCUGCUGCCAAUGAAGAGAGACUGCUCAAUGACUCAUCCAUUGCGAAGUACACUUAUACUGACGUAUCAUCAGCAUUCUUUGAGAAGGCCAAAGACAAGUUUAAGAGAUGGAGAAACCUUAUGGAGUUUCGAACUUUCAACAUCGAAUCAGACGCGAUUGAACAAGGAUUUGAAAAAGGCACAUAUGAUUACAUUUUUGCUGGAAAUGUCAUCCAUGCUACUGCUGAUCUCGAGAAAGUCUUAUCAAACUUGCGGUCAUUACUAAAGCCAGGCGGUAAACUCAUAAUGCACGAAGGCAUUCGGCAAGAUCUUCUUUGGCUUCCGCUUUCCUUUGGCCAACUGAAGGGUUGGUGGCUAAGCAUAGAGCCAAACCGUAAAUGGUGCCCGUCUAUAUCCGAGACCGAGUGGGAUGCCGUGCUUCGUAAAGCAGGCUUCACAGGAAUAGCAACCGUUCUCCAAGACCGCGAAGUGGCCGAUAUUCGUGGACAAAGCAUUAUGGUUGCUGAAAAUAACGAGGAUAUUGGAUUGCAAGAUGCCAAUAGAAAGAUUCAUAUUAUAUCUUCAGCGGCGACCCAGAACCUGGCAUCCGCUUUACAGUCCAGGAUUAUCAAGGACUUCGGGUACAAGAAUUGUUCAAUCGUCAGCCUUUCAGAUUUGUCAGACGUUGAACUUAUCUAUGACAUAUGCAUUUCACUCAUUGACUUAGAAAGCCCUAUUCUCUCUCAGCUUACAGAGGAGCUAUACAACGACUUGAAUCAUACCAUUGCUACAAGCGACGGUGUUCUUUGGGUUUCAGGAGAUUUCGAGAAAGACCCUUCUCAGUAUAUGACUACAGGCCUCAUCAGAACGGUUAGAUGGGAGCGUGAUCUGGACGCUCCCAAUCUGGUCACUUUAGCGGUAGCAGAUCCUCGACAUGAAGAUGAUCAACUUCUAGAGUCAAUUCUUUCAGUAUUCAAGCAUCAAUAUGUGGACAGCAUCGACGAUGAAAGCAAGAACGCUGAAUACUUUUUGAAAGCUAAUCAUUUGCUCACAAAUCGCCUCAUUGACGCUCAAAGUGUCAAUAGCUUCAUUCAUUCCAAUUUCGCGGAGGCGGACCCUAAACAAGGGCCGCUUGGGGAAGCUGGGCGACCAAUUAUGCUGGACACUUCUUCACCAGGAUCGUUGAGCGCUCUGCAUUUUGCUACAGAUCCAGUUUGGGCCCGCCCACUUUCUGAAAACGAAGUGGAAGUGGAAAUCCACGCUGUUGGACUCAAUUUCCGAGACGUAUUAAUUGCCAUGGGCGAGCACGUCGCAGCCUGUCUUGGAAACGAAGCAGCUGGCUAUGUGUCCCGUAUUGGCUCCAAAGUCACUAACGUUCAGGUAGGCGACAGGGUAGUUUACAUGAAUGGACUUGUUGAUGGAGGAUGUCUCAAGACAUUUGGAAGGCAAGUUGCAGAUGCCGUGGUUAAACUCCCAGACUCUGUGAGCUUCGAAGACGCUGCUAGUCUCCCCUGCGUGUACUCUACGGCGCUCCAUGGACUUUAUGACAUUGCUCGUUUAUCUGAAGGAGAGUCUAUUCUCAUUCAUGCUGCGGCUGGUGGUGUUGGACAGGCCGCUAUCCAGCUAGCAAAUCUCGUCGGAGCAGAAAUUUUCGCGACAGUAUCUACUCCUGAAAAGCGAGAUCUUCUCAUCAACGAAUAUGGUGUAAAGAAAGAUCACAUCUUUUCGAGUCGUGAUCUAUCUUUUGUGAAGGGAGUUAUGCGCAUGACGAAUAAUCGUGGCAUAGAUGUUGUCCUAAAUUCACUGUCUGGCGAUGCCUUGCGUGCUUCCUGGGAUGUCUUGGCGCCAUUCGGGCGAUUCAUUGAGAUUGGCAAAAAGGAUGCUCAGUCAAACGGAAGAAUUGAUCUUAGCCCAUUGUUGCGCCAAACGGUAAUGGCUAGUGUCGAUUUAACAACCAUUAUGAACUACAAACCCAAGAAGCUCGGGCAACUCAUCACCGAAACAGUGCGACUCUUUGCCGAUGGCAAAAUAAGUGUAGCGAAACCCACCAGGGUUAUGGACUACACACAAAUUGAAGAAGCUUUCCGAUCUCUGCAGUCUGGCAAAAGCAUGGGGAAGACUGUUUUCAAGCCUAACCUAACCGAUAUUGUUCCCAUCAUGCCCGAGAAACCGUCGCCGUUGCAAUUUAAUGAGAAUGCAUCAUACGUCCUGGCCGGAGGUCUCGGAGGCUUAGGAAGAAGCAUAGCUCGGUGGAUGGUAUCACGCGGAGCAAAGCAUCUAAUAUUUAUUUCAAGAUCAGGAGCAACAAGUGAAUCAGCAAAAGAGCUUGUGAAAGAGUUGGAGGCGACUGGCUGCAACGUCCAUGUCUUCGCUUGCGAUGUUAGCGAUGAAUCUGCGUUAUCGGCCGUUGUUGACGCAUGCAAAGCCAAGUUUCCCCCAAUUAAGGGAUGUGUUCAAGGAUCUAUGGUGCUCAAGGACUCAAUGUUCGAAAAUAUGAUAUACGAAAAUUUUGAUGCCGCAUUGAAGCCAAAGGUUCAGGGUUCAUGGAAUCUUCACAAAUUAUUGCCCACUACCAUGGAUUUCUUCCUUCUUCUCUCUUCUACUACAGGAAUUGUGGGCAACCGUAGCCAGGCCAAUUAUGCCGCCGGUAAUACUUAUCAGGAUGCUUUGGCGGUACACAGGCAUUCCCUGGGUCUCCCCGCAACCAGUGUCGACUUGGGGAGCAUUCUUUCCGUCGGUUAUGUAGCUGAGAACAAGAGCCGCCUCAAAGCCAUCACGAAUAUUACAACAGUUCUCGAAUCCCUUCGCGAAGACGAGAUCCACUUGAUAUUCGAAUAUCACCUCGAUAACAGACAUCUUGCAGCGAGCCAAGUAGUGUCUGGUUUGACGAAUGCUGCGUUGUAUAAGCAGCGUCGCAUGCCUGUACCCAGCUAUCUCAACUUCCCUCUGUUUAGACACCUCCAAAGCGAAACAGUCACCAAUAGCGAUUUUACUGAAGACGAUCCUAUCCUUUUGAUCCCCGUUCAGCUAGCUGCAGCGAUAACAGUUGAAGAAGCCACUACCAUUGUCUCCAACGGGGUCCGGCUGAAACUUUCCAAACUCCUCUCAAUGGCGGCUGAUGACAUUGACCCAGGUAAAUCGAUUAGCUCUAAUGGAGUCGAUUCUUUAGUCGCUACCGAGUUUAGGACUUGGCUGGCCAAGACCUUGAAAGUAGACAUGCCUAUGCUGGAUAUCAUGGGAACGGGUAGCAUUCUCACUAUUAGUGAAAAAGCUGCAAGCUUGAGCAAGUUGGUCCAGUUUGCCAGCAGCAGUUAGUUUCAGUGUGUACAGGUAUAUUAUUUAUAUAUAGUAUAAUUACACAAAAU
Messenger RNA from Trichoderma asperellum CBS 433.97, 7832 nucleotides. RefSeq names its product putative PKS/NRPS-like protein biosynthetic cluster. Gene Ontology annotation, molecular function: fatty acid synthase activity; phosphopantetheine binding; oxidoreductase activity. Lineage: Eukaryota; Fungi; Ascomycota; Sordariomycetes; Hypocreales; Hypocreaceae. The record is from RefSeq and is a predicted model, not a curated record. Gene Ontology annotation, biological process: fatty acid biosynthetic process; secondary metabolite biosynthetic process.